Blepharisma stoltei is the source of this 1856-nucleotide messenger RNA. Lineage: Eukaryota; Ciliophora; Heterotrichea; Heterotrichida; Blepharismidae. The record is from the annotation of a GenBank genome assembly.
AUGGGCUGUUGUGACUCACAACCUGAAAUUCCUCCGAUUCCAAAAAAUAACAAAGCUUCAAAUAAAACUGCAUUAAGUAGGAAAACAAGCGUUAGUCUAGGAAGAACUAAUAUAAGAGAUCUUUAUGACAUUGUCAAAACGAUAGGAACUGGUGGAUUCGGAACAGUCUUUAAAGUUAUAGAUAAACACACAGGUUAUGAAAGAGCACUAAAAGAAAUUCCAAAAGCAAAGAUAGGUGAGGAUUGUGAGACGAAAAUGCUUCAAGAAAUAGAAAUCCUCAAAGAAAUGGUAAAAAUUAAACAGAACCAUCCCAACAUAAUUAAAGUCUAUGCAGUCUUAGAAUCUACUGCGAAUUAUUAUAUUGUAACUGAGCUCCUAACAGGUGGUGAGCUUUUUGAGAAAGUUCUAAGUGAAAUGAGAUUUAGUGAAAACAAAGCAGCGAAAUAUCUUCAUGAUAUAAUGUCAGCAAUUAGUUAUUGCCAUUCUAAAGGCAUUGUACACAGAGACUUGAAACCUGAAAAUCUCCUUUUAUCCACAAAUAAGCCUGGAGCUUCCCUAAAAGUCAUUGAUUUUGGAAUUUCACAAAGGCUUAUACCUGGAACCAAAUUCACAAGCGCAGUAGGGACUUUACUUUAUAUGGCCCCAGAAGUAUUUUCAGGUCCAUAUGAUCAUAAGUGUGAUAUAUGAAGUGCAGGGGUUAUUUUAUACCUUAUGCUGAGUAAUUUCUAAUAAGGUGGCAGACCUCCAUUUGUAGGGCCAACUGAAAAAGAAGUCAAAAGCUCAAUCAAAGCUUGCAAGCUUAACAUGGAUAAAGGCUUUUGAAUCCACAUAUCGAAUCAAGCUAAAGAUCUUGUAAGCAAAAUGAUUUGCACUGACCCAAUUGAGCGAUUGACUGCUGAAGAGGUUUUAAACCAUCCAUGGGUUAGGUUGCAUGCAAAUAAUGAAAUCGCAGAAGCCCCAAUCAUGAGGCAAGCAAAAGAAGAACUUGAAAAAUUCAGGGUAGCUCUUAUUUAGGCUCAAUCAAAACUGGAAAAAGUUGUUUUGUCAUUUAUCGCUGCACAAGUGACAAAUCGAAAAGAAAGGCAGGAGCUUGAAAGUGUAUUCAGAGCUUUAGAUCAUAAUCUUGAUGGGAAAUUAACUAAAACUGACCUCACAAACGGCUCUGCAGCUUUGGGACUUAGUCAUUACUUAGACGUAGAAGAAAUAAUGAAAAGCUGCGAUAUUGAUGGUAGCGGAUUUAUUGACUAUAAUGAAUUUCUCAACUCUGCUUCUAACUCCUUCUAUCCGUGAGCGAACAAAACCAUAAGAAAAAUCCCUAUUUUUUGGCCUAAAACCCACCUCAAUGAAUAAACAAAAUUUUUUAAGAAAAAUUAUUUUGAUAUAUAAGUGACAAUUAUUAUAAUAAAAUCUUUAGCUAAUUCUGUUUAAUUUUAAACAGCUUGCAUUUUAGAACAUAAAUUUUACAAAUUAAAUUAAUAUUUGCUUUAAAAAUUAUUUGAAAUUUGGAUUUUUUAAUUUAUAAGAAAAAAAUUACUAUAUAAAUAUAUAUAUAUAUAUAUAUAUUUUAAAAAAAUAUUUAAACCCCCUCCUGAGCGAACAAAAAACAUUUUGUUCUCUCACGGAGGAGGGAGAGUAAGUGAAAUGAAAAGUCACAUAAGGAAAUAUUAAAAAAAGCAUUUAAAAAAUGCGCUGCUGGUGUAAAUGGGAAAAUUAUUAUAAAUGAUUUAAAAAAUAGCGUCCCAGGAAUCGAAAAUACAGAAUGAAAUCAAUUUUUGAUAGAAGCUGAUCGGGAUAGAGAUGGAGCGAUCUACUUGUAUGAAUUUAAAGUAUAUCUUGAGAAUAAAGAGUUUCUGUAG